AUCUUUUUUGUGCACAGGGGAGCUGCUUGUGUAGUUGUGUAUAUGUACUCUAGACAGAAAACAGAGAGUUCACAAAAAACGCUUAUACUGAGUGUUUUCUAUCUACAUUAUUAUACGAUCGACUAGAAAAGCUUUGCAAUCUCGGCCACAUGCAACCAACCAGAGGAGGCUACGCACGCGCUUUUCUAUUCAUCAUCAAAACAAGCUUACUCAUGGGCGUAGCUUAACAGGUAGUAGGUAGUGAAGGAGUGUCACAACGGUUAGGUCUCGGGUUCGAAUGCCGGCAACUGCGAUGAGAGGUUACUAUGCUGAAAAAUGCAUAAGGCUUCUAAAAGUCUUCGUAUCAACAUCGUCUCCAUCUUGACUCCCCCACGCAUAGCUUCUGCAUCAUUAUUAAUUAUUAUUUCGAAUUGAGAACAGAGUGAGAGGCAGCUUGAAGCUAGGGAUUAUGGGUUGUUGCAACAGCAAGAACGCGGAUACGAAGGCCAGCCGCAUGGCUCGGUGGCGCGCCACCGGAAUCGUAGCUUUAUGCGACUCCAAAUUGAAGUCAUUUCCAGAUGAAGUUCUUGACCUAGAGAGAUCUGUGCGUACUCUUGAUUUGACAUGCAACAAAAUAGUUGAUAUUCCUGUGGAGAUUAACAAGUUAAUGAACUUGCAGAGGCUGAUUUUGGCUGAUAACCAUAUAGAGAGCCUUCCAGUGAAUCUGGGGUUGCUUCAGUCCAUAAAGGUUCUGAAACUUGAUAAGAAUCGAAUGAAAACCUUGCCUGAGGAAUUGGGCCAGCUAGUGAAGCUGGAAUGCUUAUCUGUCUCAGAGAAUUGCUUAGUAAACUUGCCUGAUGCGAUUGGGGGCUUACACAAUUUAGUCCUAUUAAAUGUGUCAAGUAACAAGCUGAAAAAUUUGCCAGAAUCCAUCGGAAAGUGUUCCUCUCUUGAAGAAUUGCAGGCAAACGAUAACUCCAUUGAAGAACUCCCUGCUUCUGCUUGCAGCCUUGUACAUUUGAAGUCACUUUGCAUGAACAAUAACAAUCUUGGACAGAUGCCUCCAAAUUUUUUACGGGAGUGCAAAAAUUUACAGAACAUAUCCCUUCAUGGAAACCCUAUUUCUAUGGAUCAAUUUCAACAGAUUGAAGGUUUUCAAGAAUUUGAAGCUCGGAGGAAAAAGAAAGUUGAUAAACAGAUUGAGAGUAAUGUGAUUAUCAGUCAUAAUGGUCUCGAUGUGGGGGUUGACCAAUGACAUCUCUGCAAGAGGAUAGGAUCUGAGGAUUUUUUUGUCGAUGAAAAAAGAAGUUUCCUGCUUCUGUGUCUCAGUGUCUGCAUGUUAUCCUGCAUAUGAAUUUAUAGACUAGGGAUGAAUAUAUGAUCCAAAAUUACUUGCUGCCAGCUGAACUAGAGCACCAUGAACCUCCAUGAUGAACUCUGACAGAGCAGCGCUGCCUUAGUAUUCCGCCCUUCCCAUGACAUAUAUUGUGCAGUUAGUUACUCAUUUUCACAUGAAUUGUAAAUCAAAUCCAUCCUGUAUGACAUAUACGGUAAGACUCCACUUUUUUCGCUCAGACUGAAUGAGUUGAUGUUUUUUCCUUUCUAAUUUUUAGGGAGGCGUAUGAAAAACUGUCCUUUUGCCUUAUUUGGCAGUUCCAUAUUUUUACUCUGUUAGUUUAAUCGAUUGCGGUC
Messenger RNA from Cuscuta epithymum, 1671 nucleotides. Lineage: Eukaryota; Viridiplantae; Streptophyta; Magnoliopsida; Solanales; Convolvulaceae. The record is from the annotation of a GenBank genome assembly.